This is a messenger RNA of Marmota flaviventris (yellow-bellied marmot), 869 nucleotides long. It is a transcript of the gene Lsm2, whose product is annotated as LSM2 homolog, U6 small nuclear RNA and mRNA degradation associated. Gene Ontology annotation, biological process: mRNA splicing, via spliceosome. NCBI's taxonomy places the organism in Eukaryota, Metazoa, Chordata, Mammalia, Rodentia, Sciuridae. Gene Ontology annotation, cellular component: P-body; precatalytic spliceosome; catalytic step 2 spliceosome. Gene Ontology annotation, molecular function: RNA binding. The record is from RefSeq and is a predicted model, not a curated record.
CCUGGCUUCCAGUCCGGCUGGGCUGUACCUUACCCUCUCCCCUCCGAGCCACGAGAGCCCCGCGCUCUCUUGGUCUACUCCAAGCUUUCGCAGCGCUUCCCUUGCGCCUGCGUGAAUCUGCCCCGCCCCACGCGCGGACUCGCGCUCUGGUUCUGGCCCGGCCUCCGGCCCGCGGCACCCGGCGCUUUCCUUCUCGGUACCGCCGGCAGCGCGCGGCGCCGGCACCAUGCUCUUCUACUCCUUUUUCAAGUCCCUUGUGGGCAAGGAUGUGGUCGUGGAACUCAAGAAUGAUCUGAGCAUCUGUGGAACCCUCCAUUCUGUGGAUCAGUAUCUCAACAUCAAACUAACUGACAUCAGUGUUACAGACCCUGAGAAAUAUCCUCACAUGUUAUCAGUGAAGAACUGCUUCAUCCGGGGCUCAGUGGUCCGUUAUGUGCAGUUGCCAGCAGACGAAGUGGAUACACAGUUGCUACAGGAUGCAGCAAGGAAGGAAGCCCUGCAGCAGAAGCAGUGAUUGCCACUGUUCCUUUUCCUCUGCCUUUUCUAUUGGUUACCCCAUAACCUUAUGUCUCCCCAAUACUUGAGGUGUUUUUUUUUUUUUUUUAAGUGAUGGCUUUUUUUUUUUUCCUAAAGGGAUUUAGACGAUGAGAGGAAUAAUAGCAAAGAGCAGCUAUCCUCUGUUGAGAAGGGAAAGAUAAAUAGGUUGGGGAACUGCAAAGCCUUUCCUGUCCCCAGCACUUGUCUUUCCAUUCAUUCCCUGGGGAUAGUGGGAGAAUUUCUUAACUCUCACCAGGGCAGCCUGUGAUUCAUUUUGGGGAUGGAAAAAAUCUGUCCCGCAUCGGGAAUAAAAUUUAUGAUGCAAAUUUGAA